GUCAUCACUGCUGAUUCCUGUUUGCUAUCCAGACUCUACCAAACCAGACUGCUGGUGUAUCUGUGAAGUGUUUGCCAGUGGAUUGAGCUGCUGCCUGCUAACCUGUGAACUGAACUGCCUAUUUACAGACAACACAGAUGGGAGUCGCUCCAAAGAAUGUUUCUAAACAGUAUUUAUUGCUCUGUACCCAAAACCCACCGGAGAGAAAGCUGGUUUCUCAGAAGUGUUGACACACCUGAGAGCACAGGUGAGACCAUCACUUCUGCUCACAUUCCUGGCUGAAAAGGAACCCAUCCAGAGCCCUCAGCACACAAGAAACAAUGAACAGUCUUGGGCAGGACCAUUCUGGUUUCUGCCUGCUCCCAGAGCUGACCUUGUGCCACAGAUCUCUGUACCCAGAUCCCAUGGAGAAAGAGCUGGUCUCUCAUUAGUGCUGACACACAGGUGUAUAGGAGGAUCAAGCCACUGUCAGACACAGCAAGAACAGCUAACACCAGAGUUAAGCAAACGGCAAGAGGCAAGGGCAAAUACCUAAGCGAUAGAAACCAAGGCCACUUGGCAUCAUCAGAACCAAGUUUCCCCACCAGAGGAAGCUCUGGAUACUCCAACACACCAGAAAAGCCUGAUUGAUUUAAAAUCACAACUCAUGAAUAUGUUAGAGGACUUCAAGAAAGACUUAAAUAACUCCCUUAAAGAAAUACAAGACACCACAUUGCUGAGGAAGAAGCCGUUGAGGAAGAGGAUGUCCAAGAUGAAGAAGUUCAGAGUCAGUCUUCUGCUUCCUCUGAAGAUUAUAUCAUCAUCCUGCCUGAGUGCUUUGAUACCAGCCGCCCCCUGGGAGACUCCAUGUACAGCUCUGCGCUCUCCCAACCAGGCCUGGAGCGAGGGGCUGAAGGUGAACCUGGGAUUGAGUCUGGGCAGGAACCAGCUGAGGCUAGAGAGAGACUCCCGGAAAGGGAGAGCCAGCCAAAGGAGCAGAACAUGAGUGACAUCCUCACAACCUCACAGCCUCUGGAUACGAUGCCUCUAGUCCCAGAAGUGGCAGGACUUCCAGCAGCACUGUCCAGGAGCGCCCCUUGUGGACAGUAUGAGGCACCACGAGUGGAUUCACCAGUUACCAUCCAAGUUCCCCGAGUCCCCGAUCACGUCAGAGGAGAGCCCAGAGGCUCAACAGGACUCACAAACAACCGACAGAAGAGCUGUGACCACUCAAGGCACCACAAUGGGAGCAGCAUUGCUGGAGGACUGGUAAAAGGGGCUUUGUCUGUUGCUGCCUCUGCGUACAAGGCCCUGUUUUCUGGGCCACCAGUCACUGCACAGCCCGUCGUUUCUGAAGAUCAGACCGCAGCCCUGAUGGCCCAUCUCUUUGAAAUGGGAUUCUGCGACAGGCAGCUGAACCUAAGAUUGCUGAGAAAACACAAUCACAAUAUCCUGCAGGUUGUGACAGAGCUCCUCCAAGUGAACAACAACGACUGGUACAGCCACCGCUAUUGAGGACUGGCCUCGUAUUAAAUAACUGCCUGCUGCUCAGAGGUGGUCUGUACCGUCAUGUCAUUGAGGUGUGGGUGGAAGCCCUUGCUUGCUUUUUAAUCUGAUGAAUCUAUGUCGAGCGUCCCUGAAUUGUCAAAGCCGUACCUGUUACAGUACUUUUUGGAGCAAAUCAAAGGCCAGAACUUAAAUUUUCACUUUAGAAAUGGAUAAAUGGUAGGAAGACAGUUUUCAACUUAUCUGGACAGAACUCUCUCUGCUGUAGUAUGUGGAAGCGUGUAACUUGGACUUCCUGUAGACUGCUUCUCCUUCUGCUUGUAUUGAAGUUGAGUAUUUUCCUUUGGUUCAUGUGGAUGUUUUUAAUGGGCUGUUAAAUGUUAGUUUGGUUUUUCUGUUUUUUAAAGAUUAACCUUGAAUGUUUUCAAGAAUUAUUCUAAUUUCUAUAACCAACCCCAAGCUUCAUAGCUAUGUAAAGACAGCAGAUCAAGAAAGUCAUGUCCCUAAAAGACUUAGUAAAUAAGUAACACUUUGCUUUCAGAAGACCUAGCAGGAACCUGGAAGGAUGGCAGGCAUGGUGGUUAACCCACAGCACCUACUGGACAGCGUCUGUCAAAGUAACUCUGCAUACAUUUUUUUAAGGAAAAAUCCUGGGUAGUGUGAAAUAUUUUGCUAGUCCUAUAAAGAGGGGGAAACCCACCUGUUGGAGAAAGGGAACGUUAACAUCUUUUUUUCUGAGUGUCACAGCAGAUGGUAAGGAGGACAGGUGUGUGUAAAUAUUCACAUCAGUAAGGUUACGGUGCGAAGGAGGGGACACACAUGCUGGUGACAUCUUGAAUGUGUCCAGCCAAGAGCAAGAAGUAGUGCUUGGGGGCUAACCCACAGAAAGGUCAGUUUACCACUACAGUAAGUGGGAAGAAACUUCCUUUCAGAGUUCUAGGUCUCAUUUAGUUUAUAAAAGGGCACUUUGGGUACAGAUGGGUACAGAGGUCACAACACUAAAGAUUUUACUCAUGGUAAGAAUUUGAGAGAAGGAAUCUGGACUCCAGCUUAAAGGGGAAAGAUAGGUGAAAUAGUAUUAUUUAACUUAGUUGGUAUUUAUAAUAAAUGGUGAUUUUAAUUACUCAUAAUAUGUUUAUUUACAGUCUAACCCUUGAAUGCUUCUAAAUAAACCACAAUUCAAACUGAAAAAAAAAAAAAAAGAAA
Messenger RNA from Rattus norvegicus (Norway rat), 2691 nucleotides. The record is from RefSeq and is a predicted model, not a curated record. Lineage: Eukaryota; Metazoa; Chordata; Mammalia; Rodentia; Muridae.